Molecule: messenger RNA, 886 nt
Organism: Sinocyclocheilus grahami
Lineage: Eukaryota; Metazoa; Chordata; Actinopteri; Cypriniformes; Cyprinidae
Product: E3 ubiquitin-protein ligase NRDP1-like
Exons: 6
Coding region: 281-886 (201 amino acids)
Biological process (GO): regulation of canonical NF-kappaB signal transduction; protein ubiquitination
Cellular component (GO): plasma membrane signaling receptor complex
Molecular function (GO): zinc ion binding; ubiquitin protein ligase activity
Source: RefSeq, a predicted model, not a curated record
GUCCUGUAGGCGCAGCAGCAGCAGAUUCCGUCAGACUUCAUCCGCUCGGCUCAGGAAGAGAAAUCAACCAUCUCUCAGAGCACUGCAAAUAUCACAGGCUUUAAAUCCAGAAAUCACAUUAAGCCUGGGAGGAAUACCGCGAUCUACGGGAACAGGGGAUGUUCAGUCUUGCAUCGUAAGGAAGAUUGCCUUGCCCACCUGACAAAUGAGGACGACUCAUUGUACAGGGAUCAUGAGGGCUGCGCUUUCGUGAGAUAUCAAAGGAUUCUGGUAAUGUGCCAUGGGGUACGACGUCACCAGGUUCCAAGGAGAGGUGGACGAGGAUCUGUUAUGUCCCAUCUGCAGCGGGGUGCUGGAGGAGCCAGUGCAGGCCCCGCAUUGUGAGCAUGCUUUCUGUAACGCCUGCAUCACACAGUGGUUUGCACAGCAGCAGAUCUGUCCUGUGGACCGCUCCGUGGUGACUCUUGCCCAUCUUCGACCCGUUCCCCGAAUCAUGCGUAACAUGCUUUCCAAGCUGCAGAUCUCCUGUGAUAACGCCGGCUUCGGCUGCACGGCCACUCUUCGGCUCGACCAGCUGCAGUCACAUCUCAAGGACUGCGAGCACAACCCUAAACGACCCGUCACGUGUGAAGAAGGCUGCGGGUUAGAAAUGCCCAAAGAUGAGAUGCCCAAUCACAAAUGUAUUAAGCACCUACGCAGCGUGGUGCAGCAACAGCAGACCAAGAUUGCAGAUCUAGAGAAGACUGCAGCUGAGCACAAGCACCAACUUGCAGAACAGAAACGUGACAUCCAGCUCUUGAAAGCUUACAUGCGAGCGAUACGAAGCGCUAACCCUAACUUACAGAACCUGGAGGAGAGCAUAGAGUACAAUGAGAUCCUAGAGUGA